Penicillium manginii is the source of this 519-nucleotide messenger RNA. Its product is annotated as Rieske (2Fe-2S) protein. NCBI's taxonomy places the organism in Eukaryota, Fungi, Ascomycota, Eurotiomycetes, Eurotiales, Aspergillaceae. Bases 1 to 519 code for a protein of 172 amino acids. The record is from RefSeq and is a predicted model, not a curated record. Gene Ontology annotation, molecular function: 2 iron, 2 sulfur cluster binding. The transcript has 2 exons.
AUGGAUGUCUCGAAAGAGCAAAAGAGACCAGAUGACUGGCACUUAGUUGGUCACGUUUCUUCUUUCUCAGAUAUUGGUCAAGAUGAAAAGGGCUGCCGGGUUUUGUCUGGAUGCAAGACCCUCAGUAUUCCCAAGACAGAUGAUCCCGAGCAAUCGCGAGGGAAUCGGUUGUCGGACCUCAGUGACCAAGUGCUGGUGUUUAAGUAUAAGGGAUUUCUACACGCUAUUGAUAACGUCUGUCCGAAUCACAACCGACCCUUCUUUUCUCGGAAUCAAUGUCCCCAUUCUGCAUUUCCGUUAAAACAAGGCAACGUUUUUGAUAUUGAAGAUCUUGGCGCUGGCAUUAGAUGCUUCAGACAUGGCUGGAGGUUUGACCUUUUUACUGGAAAAGGAGACCGAGGCAGCCAUAAGCUUAAUUUAUGGGACAUUGAGUUGCGGGAUCCUCCAUUGCUUGAAACCGAGGAGACCCCUGGAAGUACAGACAAGGAAGUGUGGGUCCGGAGAUUGCCACAGACUUGA